Cydia strobilella is the source of this 3953-nucleotide messenger RNA. RefSeq names its product N-acetylglucosaminyl-phosphatidylinositol de-N-acetylase (gene PIG-L). The transcript is spliced from 4 exons. Gene Ontology annotation, cellular component: endoplasmic reticulum. NCBI's taxonomy places the organism in Eukaryota, Metazoa, Arthropoda, Insecta, Lepidoptera, Tortricidae. The record is from RefSeq and is a predicted model, not a curated record. Gene Ontology annotation, molecular function: N-acetylglucosaminylphosphatidylinositol deacetylase activity. Gene Ontology annotation, biological process: GPI anchor biosynthetic process. Bases 179 to 1054 code for a protein of 291 amino acids.
UCAAACUGACGUGUAAAUAUGCGAGUCGCGAAACCAAUGUAAUUUAUCAUUAAUAAUACAAAAAUGUGUCGAAAAGUACCAUAAUAAAUGUUAAAAUUAGAGCUAUCCCAAUGAUGCUCAGUUAUUUUUAGUAUACUGUAUUUAUUUGGAAGGUACUUUUCCUACAUUCUAGUCAGAAAUGUUCCUGUUGGGCUCAACUUUCGGGUUUGAUAGUUUCGACAAUUUUUACGUGCAAUUUUUGGCUGAGACUAUAUUGUAUCUUAGAAGUUUUGCGUUGUAUAUAAGUUUAUGGGUUUUGGGGUAUCUGCUAGUGUGUUGUGUGGUGUAUCGGCGGUACGCACGACGGCUACCGACGCGGUCUCGGGGGGCGCUUCGAGCGAAAAGAGUGUUGAUCGUGGUAGCACACCCAGAUGACGAGUGCAUGUUCUUCGGCCCUACAAUAUUUAGAUUGUGCGAACAGGAUGCAGACGUGUAUUUGCUCUGUCUCUCUAAUGGCAACAAUGAAGGCAAGGGAAAUAUACGCAGUAAAGAGCUAUGGCUUGCAUGUUCGGAGCUUGGAGUACCCGAUCGGAACAUAUGCCUCGUUACAGAUACACGACUCCCAGACAACCCAAAGGUGCAGUGGCCCGUGGCCGUCAUUGCCAAGCUGAUACAGCAUCAAUUGGAGGCUCUGGACAUUGACACUCUAGUGUCAUUUGAUAGGGGUGGGGUUUCCUCACACACAAACCACUCGGCAGUAUUUUAUGCUAUAGCUUAUAUGUUUGUUGAGAAACUUUUGCCUGCAAAGUGCACAGUUUACACAUUAGACACUGUAAAUAUAUUAAGAAAAUACUGGGGCUUCUUAGAUCUUCCACUAAGCUUUGUUUUGUCUUCUAAAAGAUACUUCCUCCGCUGGACGGAGUCCCGACGCGUAGUCCGCGCCAUGAAGCAACACCGAUCACAGAUGGUGUGGUUCCGGCACCUGUAUGUUAUGUUCUCUCGUUACAUGAUCAUCAACACGCUACGCCGUAUCAGCCUGGCCGAUAUAGAGCUUGAAUUAGAAGUUGAUGAUUGAAGCAACUCACAACUGGUUCAUAACUUGGUACAAUUGUAUAGGUACUCGUAAAGUUGGUACCCAUACCCAUAACACUAACCACCCCUAACAUGAAGUCACGUGAGCGACAGAAGCCUACAAUGCUUAUAUUAUUGGCUUUAGUUUGUCGAUUUACUACCUUUAUUUAUUAUGAGUGAUUAUUACAGCGGUAAGUACAGAAAUUAUUUUGUUCAAAAGGAAAGAAAAGGGAAAAAAUCAAAUUAAAAAGAAAACAUUUCUUAGCUAUUCCCAGUGGUAAUACCUAGGACGCGUCGCCGCGUCAACGUCGUGUCGCUGUGUCAAUUUCGAACCCGACUGCAGAACGGGUAACGCUAUAAUAUAUGCAGUUGGUUCUGAGUGAGAGUGAGAAAGGCAAUACUGAUGUGCGGUCCUAACUGAAUGGUUUUUAAUAGAUAAACAUAGAAACCAGUCGUGUCCGCGACGUGUCGUCUGCAGUCGCGACACGUCGCUGGGUUCGAAAUUGUAUCCUUAACAACACGCUAUCUAUCAAAAACGUUACUAGAUGGCGCUAGCACUUCCACAGAUUGCUUCCUUGUAGUUCUAGUCAUCUCUGGUUCUCUGCUUUCGAAAACUUUUUAUACAUUUUGUUAUGGAUAUGGAUUUAUAUUUAAGUAUGUAGAGAAAGGUAGAUACUUUUGAAGCGUAGUCUGAUCCGCUACUUUUGAUGCUGUAUGUAUUACUGAAAAUGUUGUUCAAGUUCUAAGGAUAGUAAGGAUUAUGGUCAAUUGAAGUCUGCCGCCUGUUGUUACUAAGUUAUUCUAUUACCUAUUAUGAAAUAUUUUAAAAAAUAAAGUUGUGUUAUAUAAAUAAAAUUUAACUUGCAAGUCUUUAAUUGCAUUGCCGAAAGCAAGGCUAUCCGAAGCUUGUCAAACUUUGAAAUGUAUUACUUGGCAUUAUAUUAAAUCAACUAGUGUUUUUAAAAUUUUGGUGAACAUCUUUAAAAUGAAAAAAAUAUAUGUUGGAAUUGCCAUAUAAAAAUGUCAAAUAGAUUUAUUACUAGGUAUAUAAAUAAAUGUAAUGUUCAAAAUGGAAGUAAUGUUGGUUAAAUGUCUUUAGAUAUAAGAUACAUGUGAAAUGGUAAUAGGGUAGUUGACAUUUUUUUAAUGGUAUCAGUCGAUCAGGUUUGUUUUGAGGAUCAAAUGUUUGGAUAUUGAUUAAUGAUUAUGUUACAAAUGAUGGUCAAAGUCUGGCAUCGCCACUUUACUGAGCAAAACGCUCUUACACAAAUGGCAACACAUCGUGACGUCACUGUGUCACUGCUUAAAAGCCGUUUCGAUGUAUGGAAAACAAGGAAAUUGCGAUUUUUUCGGUGAAAUGUUGCGUUUAUGUAUAUUGUUGUUAUAUUUUUUUUUUUUAUAAAAUGUAAGGAAUCUAAUAGUAUCGUUAUUUUUUUCCUAUUUGAAAAUUAAAAAAAGUUUCCAAUUUAUUGUGAUGAAUUGCUCAUUUUCUAUCAAAUUCAACAUGUGUCAACUACCUUAUUAAUCUAAUAAUGAUUGUUGUCGUUGUUGUUGAAGAACGGCAGAUGAUGUAUACCUAUCUUUAGGCUUCUACAGACGUAGCAACAAAUGGCAUGCGAUUUUCGAUAAUUGUCGGCUAAGUAGAAGCAAUGAAUUCAAUCGAUCGAUCAAAUGCCACAAUGUAUUGCAAAUCGUAUGCGAUUAUCGGUGACGUUUGCAGAGGCCAUUAAAAUGAAGGCCUCUCCACUUUGGUUUUACGAUUUGAAUAAAUCCACUUAAGUAAUCAUUGCGCUAGUUUCCGUCCAUGCUCUAGUUUUCGUCCACUUGAGGGAUGAGCAAAUAAUAUAUUUCAUUUUUAAAUUUCCUGCUUGCGAAAUAUCAUUUUUAUGUAGAUAGAUAUAUUGUUUAGACAUUAAGGACUGCAAUAAGUCCAAAUUUGUGCAGCAACGUGGGUUUAUAUUAAAAUUUCGUAAAGUGGACGAAAACUAGCGCAAUAACCUUAUAUACGUUUAAAGUGUGAACGUAAACAUAUUUUCGGAGGAGCUUUUCUUUUUAAUUGGUUUAUAAUAAAAUCUUGUUUGAAUCAAGUAUAUUCAAAGUUUAUAAAGUUCACUAUGGUGUUAUGAAGGCAUUUUUAUCCUCACAUUUUGACUCAAUUGCUAGCUGUCUAGGCUAUAAUACCUAUUCAGUGUGAAUAAUACUUUUAUUAUUGAGAACUCUUUAGCUUAAAGAAAAUCUGCAACAGCAUUUCGUUGAUUUUUUAUAUUUAAAAAAAUGUUUUGCCUACUGCAUUUCAAUAAUAAAAGACCAAACGAUCAUAUUCUUUUAUUCAAACAUAUUUUUAAUGAACUGCUCAGGAAAUCACUGGGUAAUUACUAAUUAGUAUUAGUACUACAUUUUACUUAGAGGAGGUCCUAAUUACAAUGGAAACAAUCCAUAACUGGUUAAAUUAUUUUUAUUUUUGUUGGCCUCAAAAUAUCCAUUUUACAACAAAUGUUAUAUUAAUUACAUAAUACAAUACUUGCUUCAAUGCGAGAACUCUUCAAAACUUUUAAUAAUUAGCUAAACAUUUAAAAAUUGACAAUUUAGCGCUCUACGUACGUACUGCAGAAGUUCCGAGCACCUAAUCACAGACAACUAGAAACACUGAUGAUCCACCCAAUCGAUUAUUUAUUAUUUUACAGCACAUGUGGUGCUACUUUACCGCACUAGUGCGAUAAUUAGCACAUUACGUAAUUGUACAACGUUUUACAGUACACAAUUAUGGCCCUUAAAAUUUUCCACAUACGCACGUUUAGUUUAUUUAUUUAGGUUUGCCAACAGGUGCAAUACAAAAAAUACUUAUAAAUGACGAGUUAUAAAAUAAGAUUGCUUGAGUAUUCACCCAAUUACAGACAAACACG